Messenger RNA from Rotaria sp. Silwood2, 450 nucleotides. Lineage: Eukaryota; Metazoa; Rotifera; Eurotatoria; Philodinida; Philodinidae. The record is from the annotation of a GenBank genome assembly.
AUGGGAGGAAUACGUCCAGCACCACCUGUCGCUACUUUCAAUCAACUAAUAAUAAAUCAACUUCGACAUAAUAAUACAGAUUUAGAACAACGAUUGGAUCAAAUAACUCGAGAAAUGGAACAAUUUCGAGCUCGAAAUGAACAACUUGAAACUGAAAAUAAUGAAAUGAAACGUGAUUUUCAAAUUAUUAAAUUGAAACUGCAGUUAUACGAGCAAUAUCACAAUAACAUCAAGGAUACUGAACAACAGAGAAUUAUCGACAGAAUUACAUGCAUCGCUUUUCGUGACGCUCGUGAUGCUGGUGCAACAUUUAUAAAUAAGCAUUGGAUUGCCGAAAGAGUUCACCGCAUGAUGCGAUUUGUUACAGUAUGGCGAAAAAGACCGUGUAAUUCAUGUUUUGCUGAUUAUUCAAAUGUUGGCGCUAAGCACAAAUUAUCACAAAAGAGUUAA